AUGUACGCUGCAGGGUUGGAUCUCUUGGUUCUGCUGGCCUUCUCCUUCUCACCGUCGCUCGGCUUCCCGGAUGUGGGUGCUACCAUCCUCCGCUCGUACCACCUCACCAAGUACCUCGAGAGGCAGGUGCAGGCCCUCAGCGUCAGCUAUAUGGAGUACCUGGGGCCCCCCUUUGACAACCCGGACUUCGACCCACCCCGCGCGGCAGGGCCCGGCCGCAUCCCGUCCCCCACCCUGGAGGUGGGGGCCUGGCGGGGCCUGGACGACCGCCACCGGCUCUGGGAGAACCUGAGGGCCUACCGGCUACUGCUCACCUGCCUGUCCUCGCUGGAGGAGGACGAGGAGGGAGGCGGAGGGAGCCAGGACUGGGGGGGAGGCGAGGGCCGCCCCUCCCUCCACACCGCCCUCCUCCACCUCCGCGCCGGGCUCCAGGGGCUGAGCCUGGGCAUCGGGGCCGCCCUGAGCUCGCUGGGGCACCCCCCGGACCCCCCUCCACCCCCCACCCCGCCCUCACCCCCUCCUCCGCCCCCUACCCCUCCGGCCCCCUCCGCCUUCCUCCGCAAGCUCUCGCGGUUCUGGCUGCUGCGGGAGCUGCGGGCCUGGCUCCUCCGCUCGGCCAAGGACUUCACCCGCCUCCGCCGGGCGCACAGGAAGAUCCCACGGGCACGGGAGGAUCCCGCGGGCUCGGCGAGAUCCCAGGGGUCGGGGGCGCGGGCCGUCUAA
Mobula hypostoma (lesser devil ray) is the source of this 723-nucleotide messenger RNA. RefSeq names its product cardiotrophin-like cytokine factor 1 (gene clcf1). The transcript is spliced from 4 exons. Gene Ontology annotation, cellular component: extracellular region. Bases 1 to 723 code for a protein of 240 amino acids. Gene Ontology annotation, molecular function: ciliary neurotrophic factor receptor binding; cytokine activity. Gene Ontology annotation, biological process: negative regulation of neuron apoptotic process; positive regulation of tyrosine phosphorylation of STAT protein; ciliary neurotrophic factor-mediated signaling pathway. Lineage: Eukaryota; Metazoa; Chordata; Chondrichthyes; Myliobatiformes; Myliobatidae. The record is from RefSeq and is a predicted model, not a curated record.